Prionailurus viverrinus (fishing cat) is the source of this 1693-nucleotide messenger RNA. RefSeq names its product lymphotoxin alpha (gene LTA). The record is from RefSeq and is a predicted model, not a curated record. NCBI's taxonomy places the organism in Eukaryota, Metazoa, Chordata, Mammalia, Carnivora, Felidae. The transcript is spliced from 3 exons. Gene Ontology annotation, cellular component: membrane. Gene Ontology annotation, biological process: immune response. Gene Ontology annotation, molecular function: tumor necrosis factor receptor binding. Bases 195 to 1055 code for a protein of 286 amino acids.
CCUGCGGUUCACUCCUAGGCCUCAGCCUUUCCUGCCUUCGACUGAAACAGCAGCAUCUUCUAAGCCCUGGGGGCUUCCCCGGGCCCAGCCGGGGCCUAGAACCCGCCCGCCGCCUGCCACGCUGCCACUGCAGCUUCCUCUAUAAAGGGACCCAGGCGUCCGGGCCCAGGGGCCCCACAGAGCAGGUUCUCCCCAUGACACCACCUGGAAGGCUCUACCUCCUGCGGGUGUGCAGCGCCCCCCUCCUCCUCCUCCUUCUGGGGCUGCUGCUGGCCCUGCCGCCUGAGGCCCAGGGGCUUCCUGGUGUUGGCAUCUCACCCUCAGCUGCCCGGACUACCUAUCAGCACCCUCAGAAGCACUUCGCACAAGGCACCCUCAAACCUGCUGCUCAUCUUAUUGGUAAACACCAUCUGGCCCUCCAGACACAUAGUCCCCAGCUCUCCUCCUACACCCCCUCAAGGAACCAAGCAUCUACCGCACCCCUCCCCCAACUUUCUCCACCUCCCAAAACAGGGGCAUCCCUCUCCCAUCUGUCCUCCCAACCAUCCCCCCAGGAACCCAGUCCAGCACCUACUUCCUCAGGGAUUAAGACUGCUGACCCCCAGCUUCUUGACCUCUCCCAUCCCCUAUGGCUCUUCCUAGGAGACCCCAGCACCCAGAACUCACUGCGCUGGAGAGCAAACACAGAUCGUGCCUUCCUCCGCCAUGGCUUCUCCUUGAGCAACAAUUCCCUCCUGGUCCCCACCAGUGGCCUCUACUUUGUCUACUCUCAGGUGGUCUUCUCUGGGGAAGGCUGCUUCCCCAAGGCCACCCCGACCCCUCUCUACCUGGCCCAUGAGGUCCAGCUCUUCUCCUCCCAGUACCCCUUCCACGUGCCUCUCCUCAGUGCUCAGAAGUCCGUGUGCCCAGGGCCACAGGGACCUUGGGUGCGCUCUGUGUACCAGGGAGCUGUGUUCCUGCUCACCCAGGGAGAUCAGCUAUCCACUCACACAGAUGGCAUCUCCCACCUACUCCUCAGCCCCAGUAGUGUCUUCUUUGGAGCGUUUGCUCUGUAGAAAUCUCCAGAAAGAAAAUUAAUUGGUUUCAAGACCUUCUCCCAUUUUGCCUCCGUGCUGACCACUUCAAGGGUGUCACCACACCUCUUUCGACCAUUCCACGUGUCUCAAGUCUCCCCUGCUCAUGUUACCUGGAGCUUCCAAAGAAGGAAUUCUAGGCAGCCCGGGGGACCACACCCACCUGAACUACACCAAUGCGAGGCUGAGGAUUUCAAGUCUGCCUAGAAAUUCCCACCCAGAGCUCUUCAUCUGUCCUGCCCAUCUAAGGAAGGCCUGGCCCUGCACGUGGAGGGGGCAGACACAUGGAGGAGCUUGAGUGGAUGACAGGAGGCAGGGGAGGGGGGAUUAUUUAUAAAGGGAAAAAAUUAAAUUAUUUAUUUAUGGAGGAUGGAGGGAAGGGAAUAAUAGAGGGCCAUCAGAAGAGAGAGAGAGAGAGAGAGAUACACCCAAGAGAUGAAGAGCCAGAGAACAUCAGCAUAAGGAUAAUCCAGGGAGAGAGAAAACAAGUGAAUCUGAGACACCGGGGAGCUCUAGAAGGAAGCAAGAGACUCUUAAGAUCCAGCCACUGCUUGACUAGACACCCCAUGAGGAGACAUCUGCACCUUCAAUGAAGCCCAAUAAACCUCUUUUCUCUGAAA